GGGGAGUUCCCUGACGAAAUGGGAUCACGCUAGGGAGCCUAAUUACCUCUGAUAGAAUUAAAAACGAGCCAAUAAAAAUUGGCAUGCAAUCUUUGCAUUCCGCGAGCCGCCUACAAACGCGGAUAUAAAAGCGGAAGUAAAACAUUGCAUAGACGCUUUUUGCUUCGGAGCCUCUCAGAGCUUACCUGCUGUUCUGAAGUUUGGAACGAGCUUGGAGAAGAAACGUUCGGUGUGCUGGUGUGACGGUGCUUCAGUGAUCCUCGUCUCAAGUGCAGCACGCGGUUGCAGUUUCCGGCGGUGUCUGCGGCGGUGGUCCCUCGGCGCUUCGGCACUGGAGAGCAGUUUAUUUUUUAUUUUUUAUUUUUUGCUAAAAGAGCUCCACGGUGUGUUCGCGUCCUUUUCAGGAUGUCGACUCGCCCGUGCGUUUCUGGAUGCGGUCGACUUCUCCCUCAGGCUGAUGGCCACAAACACUGCUUCACGUGUCUGGGCUUAGCACACGCUGAAGCGGCGUUUGUGGAUGAGUCAUGCUCUCAUUGCGGGAGUAUGACUCUCGCGAUGCUACGUUCGAGACUGAGAUCCCUGAAACAUGGGGGAGUCCCUUCAGAGAAUCUCCGGUCUAGUUCGUCUGCUGGUUCAGUUCAGCAGACGGCUACUUCUGUGAUUCCUGUUGGUGAGCGAAUGAGGAUUACUGUGAGAAACGCGACAGGUGGAAGAUCCUGUCGGGCGCCUCACACCUCUAGUUGCACGCUGCCAUCGGCGCUUCCGGUGGAGCGGCCGGAGCCCCCUCGGGCGGUUCCGGUUGUCUCCUUCGGUGCGCCACCUGAGGAUCAGAUGUCGAUCGCGGCAUCGGAGGAAGAGCGGUCAUCUUCUGGCGAAGACUCUACGGUGCUGCCCCCUUCGGGUGUGGUGGCGUCGGUGGAGCCUGACCCGGAAAUGGCCGCUAUGCUCGAACGGGCGGCCGCGAAUGUCGGGCUUGCGUGGAACCCUCCACCGGGUCCUGAACCUUCGCGGCUAGAUGAUUGGUGUCUCGGAGCGGGUCGUGCUGUUGCCCCACGACCCGCUCCAGUCCCUUUCUUUCCCGAAGUGCAUGAGGAGUUGAGGAAGUCUUGGUCGGCGCCUCUGGCGUACAGGCGGAGACAACCUCGCUCCUCCUUCCUUACCACCUUGGACAGCGGGGCGGCGCACGGGUACGAGGGAAUCCCCCCAGUGGAGCGGUCUAUCGUGAUGCAACUGUGUCCGAAGGCCGCUUCCUCCUGGUGGGGUGCCCCUUCACUCCCCUCCCGCGCCUGUAGGUUUUCCUCUGGUCUGACCGGGGAUGCCUACAUGGCGUGUGGAGACGCCGCUUCCGCCCUGCAUGCCAUGGCGUUGCUCCAAGUCCAUCAGGCUAAAGCACUCCAUGACUUGCAGGCGGGUGGUCCCGACCCAGCUUUGCUGCAGGAGCUGCGUGUGGCGACGGACUUCGCCCUCCGGGCGACGAAAGUCGCCGCACGUUCGCUGGGUCGGGCGAUGUCCACUUUGGUGGUCCAGGAGCGCCACCUGUGGCUGACCCUGGCAGAUAUGAGGGAAGCGGAGAAGAACAAACUUCUCAACUUCCCCGUAUCCCAGGGCGGCCUCUUCUGCGACGCGGUGGAGAACUUGGCCCAGGAGUUCUCCGCCGCCCAAAAGCAGUCGGAGGCUAUACGGCAUGUCCUGCAUAGGAGGCGGCCGGCUGCGGGCCCGUCUCCUGUGGCUGUACAAGCCCCGGCUGCUUCCCGUCGCCGAGGUCGCCCUCAAGCGCCAGCUCCUCCUCCAGCGCAGCCUACCACCCCUGGAACGAGGAAGUCUGGUCGCAAGAGGGCGGCCCAGCCCGCUCAGACGCCCCCGGCCCCUUCCCGUAAAAGGAAGGGAGGGAAGCGUUCCUGAGACGGGCGACCUGUCUCCUCCACCCAAGAGGGUCCGAACGACGGUGGAUGCUGUCUGCGAGCAGCAUCGCUCUCGUUCCCCUCUUCCCAGUCCGCAGAUA
This is a messenger RNA of Rhinichthys klamathensis goyatoka, 2002 nucleotides long. RefSeq lists its product as uncharacterized. The record is from RefSeq and is a predicted model, not a curated record. Bases 406 to 1902 code for a protein of 498 amino acids. The transcript is spliced from 2 exons. NCBI's taxonomy places the organism in Eukaryota, Metazoa, Chordata, Actinopteri, Cypriniformes, Leuciscidae.